GCAGUGUUGCUCCACCCAGGGGACACGAUGAUGGGUGGGCAUGGGUUUAUGACCAGGAACAAUGUCAGAGCUCUGGGGGAAGGUGAAGAGGGAGGGAAGGAGGCUGGUGAGGAAGAGGCAGCCCUACGGAGGACCCACAGAGAGAUGCCAGUGUUUUCAUCUCGCAGGGCUAUACUGAGAGGACCAAAGGUCAUGACCUCUUCUACAUGUCACACUGAGGUCAAGCAUCAAUGUGGACCGACCCAUGAGGAGUACGGCUAUCCAACACGAAAACGGAGGCAGGUGUGGACUCGUCGUGCGGACCCUAACGCGUUCUGGCCUGGUCGUGAGGAGCACGUGCGUUUGUACCUGCCUCAGGUGGGUUUCUCCCCAGGAGGCGUUCUGUUCCAAUGCAUCCAACACACUCCUGCCCCCAGCCCUGGGAACUGGCCAGUCAGCCCACAGGGCUACUCCACAUCUGGAGACAUUGACGGACACAAAGUCUACACACUCUAGGACCUUCCACCUCCUCAGGCUUUCCGAACUUCCUCGAUCCCUCCACCACUGCACACAACUGCCUGUAACUGUUUAACCGCCAACUGAAGAGUCAUGGAACAGUUUGGUCACUUAUGGAACCUCUUUAAAACUUUUAGUCACAAUAAAGAAUCUUUACCUCGAAAUGGAACCUUCUGGAACAUUCCUCAAAUUCAAUCUAGAAUCUCUUUAAACUCAAUGAUAAAAUGUCAAUAGUUAACCCUGUCUGACCUCUUAGGAAUGUGUCUGACUGGUCUAACUGUUUUGUGAUUAAAUGCGUCUGAAUGGUC
Molecule: messenger RNA, 803 nt
Organism: Chanos chanos (milkfish)
Lineage: Eukaryota; Metazoa; Chordata; Actinopteri; Gonorynchiformes; Chanidae
Gene: efcab12
Product: EF-hand calcium binding domain 12
Exons: 3
Coding region: 28-495 (155 amino acids)
Source: RefSeq, a predicted model, not a curated record